AUGCACACUGUGUUGAACAGCGUGAAUCUGUUAAGCGGGGUGGGAAUGCUAUCACUUCCGUACGCAAUGUCAUUAUGCGGAUGGGUGGUAGGAAUAUCGCUUCUCCUCUUCUUCCCAAUCCUCGCGUCAACAACGGCGAAACUGCUGAUUCAAUGCAUGGAGGUCCGGACCACGACUCUACCCGGCCCAGCAGGCGGCGCCGCGUCAUACACACCCAAGAAAUCCAUGUCCUACGGAGAUGCAGCUGAAACCGCGUUCGGGCCGCGGGCAAGACGAUUUAUCGAUGUCGUUUAUCAGCUUGAGCUGAUGGCAGCUUGCGUUGCGUUUGUGAUCCUCGCUUCGGAUUCCGUUCAUGCUUUAUACCCCGAUAUACCAUUGCUCGCCGUCAAAGUAGCUGUAGCGGCCGUCGUUCUCCUCACGACGUUCAUCAAAUCCGUUAAAGUACUCAGCUACGGGAGCGCCAUAGGCAUCCUCUGCACCAUCAACCUCCUUAUUAUCAUUCUGUUUGACGGAACCUCGACGUACGAAACCCCAGGGAGUCUAUGGAAUCCCGCGCAAACGGAAAUGUGGCCGCGGAGCUGGAACAGAGUCGCGUUGGCAAUCGGGAUGAUGUUUGUCGGGUUCGAUGGCCAUGCCGUAUUUCCGGCGAUCUAUCGGGACAUGAGGACACCCGAGAGCUUUGCCAAGUGUAUCAACCUUACCUACGUCGUUGUCACCGUGCUGUAUCUGACUGUGGCGGUCGCUGGGUACUUGAUGUUUGGGAACUCCAUUCUACCGGAGAUCACACAAAACCUUCCUCUGAUCCCAGGCUACAAUCCGGCAAGCACGAACUGGACGAUCUACCUGAUCGCUUUGAACCCAAUCGCCAAAUAUGCUCUAUGUCUCCGCCCAGUCCACACAUCCUUGGAAAUUCGCCUCGCAUCCAAGAAGCACGCUUCAACUAUUGACGAAGAGGAAGUCAUCCCACCAUCCCCACCACCGCCGUACUCAGAAUCCGUCACCCCGGCGGUCUCGUCUCCACCAACGCCGCCCUUCCUCCCUCGCACACAACCUCCAUACCGUCCCCCUCAACCACCAGUUUCGCCACAUACAUCUACGACCGCGUCGUAUUUCCACGCAAUCCUGAUCCGCUCAUCCCUUACGCUGAUCAUUCUCGCCAUCGCGAUCCUCUUCCCGCACUUCCACGACGUCAUGGCUACCUUGGGAUCCCUCUUCUCGGGCUUUGUCGCCGUGAUGUUUCCGUGUGCUGCUUUCGGGAAGUUGUAUUGGAGAGAUAGGGAGUUGCAUAGAGGGAUAAGAGUCACGGUUGUGGCUGGCUUGACGGUGGGUGUGAUUAUCAUUGUGGGUGGGCUUUCAGGUGUGGUGUGGGGACCUGGUUAG
Molecule: messenger RNA, 1380 nt
Organism: Fimicolochytrium jonesii
Lineage: Eukaryota; Fungi; Chytridiomycota; Chytridiomycetes; Spizellomycetales; Powellomycetaceae
Product: transmembrane amino acid transporter protein-domain-containing protein
Exons: 2
Coding region: 1-1380 (459 amino acids)
Biological process (GO): amino acid transmembrane transport
Cellular component (GO): vacuolar membrane
Molecular function (GO): amino acid transmembrane transporter activity
Source: RefSeq, a predicted model, not a curated record